AUGGAUGGUGAAGGAUCAAGACCAUUACCCGCCAUAACCGACAUCCAUCAUAAUGGGUUUCAUCUCAAAAGGAACAUCAAGAAGCUCAAUCGUCGUCGAUCACAUGUUAUGGAUGCCCUCCUUUGGUUGUCAGCUAUCCUCAAUCUCGCUUGGUGCUCUCUUCAGGUAUGGCAAUGCAUUCCUCGGAAGGAGGUUUCUUGGAACUUUUUGUCAUUGCUGACUUCAAUGGGAACACUGUGUUUAGAGAUUAGCUUAGUGGCCUUCUUAUUUCAAGAAAAUUAUGCAAGUGGCCUUCAAGCAUUAGCUCAUACUUUCAUUAUUUCAGGCCUCAUUGUUGGAGCAAACAUACUUCUCAAGGCGAUUUUUGUGUUUGGAUUCCAUGUCCUACUUUUCAUGGAUGAUGAAACGAGCCAUAGAGGGAAGUGGGGAUUGUGGAUAGUUGAUGAACUAUUGCUCACAUGCACUUAUGCCUACAUUCUUUUUGUACAUUACUCUAAAUGGAGAGAUAAGUUGCCUCCAUUUUACAACUAUGUUGUUGCCAUGUUCAUCAUCACUAGAAUUGCAUUAUUUGGUUGUGGAUUUGCUGCCAGUGGCUUGGCCUUUGGACUUUGGGUGUAUAGCUUUGUUGUUAUCUGCUACCACACACUCUAUCUUCCCUACCUUCCUCUCCGAUUUCUUCCAGUUAUAUAA
Lactuca virosa is the source of this 690-nucleotide messenger RNA. The record is from the annotation of a GenBank genome assembly. NCBI's taxonomy places the organism in Eukaryota, Viridiplantae, Streptophyta, Magnoliopsida, Asterales, Asteraceae.